This is a messenger RNA of Arvicola amphibius (Eurasian water vole), 2569 nucleotides long. RefSeq names its product acid sensing ion channel subunit 2 (gene Asic2). Gene Ontology annotation, biological process: sodium ion transmembrane transport. The record is from RefSeq and is a predicted model, not a curated record. Bases 1 to 1692 code for a protein of 563 amino acids. NCBI's taxonomy places the organism in Eukaryota, Metazoa, Chordata, Mammalia, Rodentia, Cricetidae. The transcript is spliced from 10 exons. Gene Ontology annotation, molecular function: ligand-gated sodium channel activity. Gene Ontology annotation, cellular component: membrane.
AUGAGUCGGAGCGGCGGAGCCCGGCUGCCCGCGACCGCGCUCACCGGCCCGGGACGCUUCCGUAUGGCCCGCGAGCAGCCGGCGUCCGCGGCGGUGGCGGCAGCCAGGCAGCCCGGGGGCGACCGGAGUGGCGAUCGGGCACUGCAGGGGCCAGGGGUCGCCCGCAGGGGGCGGCCGUCACUGAGUCGCACUAAAUUGCACGGGCUGCGGCACAUGUGCGCGGGGCGCACGGCAGCGGGAGGCUCCUUCCAGCGGCGGGCGCUGUGGGUGCUGGCCUUCUGCACGUCCCUCGGCUUGCUGCUGUCCUGGUCUUCGAACCGCCUGCUCUACUGGCUCAGCUUCCCGUCACACACUCGAGUGCACCGCGAGUGGAGCCGUCAGUUGCCGUUCCCCGCCGUCACCGUGUGCAACAACAACCCGCUGCGCUUCCCGCGCCUCUCCAAGGGGGACCUCUACUACGCGGGCCACUGGCUGGGGCUGCUGCUGCCCAACCGCACGGCCCGCCCGCUGGUCAGCGAGCUGCUGCGGGGCGACGAGCCGCGCCGCCAGUGGUUCCGCAAGCUGGCCGACUUCCGCCUCUUCCUGCCGCCGCGCCACUUCGAGGGCAUCAGCGCUGCCUUCAUGGACCGCCUGGGCCACCAGCUGGAGGACAUGCUACUCUCCUGCAAGUACCGGGGCGAGCUCUGUGGCCCGCACAACUUCUCCUCAGUGUUUACAAAAUAUGGGAAGUGUUACAUGUUUAACUCAGGCGAGGAUGGCAAGCCUCUGCUCACCACAGUCAAGGGGGGGACGGGCAACGGGCUGGAGAUCAUGCUGGACAUUCAGCAAGAUGAGUACCUGCCCAUCUGGGGAGAGACAGAGGAGACAACGUUUGAAGCAGGAGUGAAGGUUCAGAUCCACAGUCAGUCUGAGCCGCCUUUCAUCCAAGAGCUGGGCUUUGGGGUGGCUCCGGGGUUCCAGACCUUCGUGGCCACACAAGAGCAGAGGCUCACGUAUCUGCCCCCACCAUGGGGGGAGUGUCGAUCCUCAGAGAUGGGGCUCGACUUCUUUCCCGUUUACAGCAUCACCGCCUGUCGGAUCGACUGUGAGACCCGCUACAUCGUGGAGAACUGCAACUGUCGCAUGGUCCACAUGCCAGGGGAUGCUCCUUUCUGCACUCCGGAGCAGCACAAGGAGUGUGCAGAGCCUGCCCUCGGCCUCCUGGCAGAAAAGGACAGCAAUUACUGUCUCUGCAGGACACCCUGCAACCUGACCCGCUACAACAAAGAGCUCUCCAUGGUGAAGAUCCCCAGCAAGACGUCAGCCAAGUACCUGGAGAAGAAAUUUAACAAAUCUGAAAAAUAUAUCUCAGAGAACAUUCUUGUCCUGGAUAUAUUUUUUGAAGCGCUCAAUUACGAGACAAUUGAACAGAAGAAGGCGUAUGAAGUCGCUGCCUUACUUGGUGACAUUGGUGGUCAGAUGGGAUUGUUUAUUGGUGCUAGUAUCCUUACAAUACUAGAGCUCUUUGAUUAUAUUUAUGAGCUGAUCAAAGAGAAGCUAUUAGACCUGCUUGGCAAAGAAGAGGAGGAAGGGAGCCAUGACGAGAACAUGAGCACCUGUGACACAAUGCCGAACCACUCUGAAACCAUCAGCCACACUGUGAAUGUGCCCCUGCAGACAGCUUUGGGCACUCUGGAGGAGAUUGCCUGCUGACACCUCAGGCAACCCAGCACCUUCAAACAGACCUUAAGGCCCAAGACCCAGGACAGGGGAGUGCAAGCUCAGGUGGAAUGGCCCCUGAUGACAGAAAGAAGCAAGAGCCCCCCCUAUGCACACAUUGUGAACUUCUGCCAAACCUCACUCUGGCCACAUCUGACAUGAACCGUCCCGGGCCCUGCCAUUUGUCCCUCAUAGGACUGACGAGUCCCACUCUGGAGCUGUCCAAGAACUAAUCUGCCAUCACAUCUCACUGCCAGAUGUACAAAGCACCUGCAUGCCCAGACUUCUUACGGCGCCACCUCCACUCCUGUCUUGUACAUGCUAUUUUCUCCGUACAGUUUCCAGAGCCCACUCCGCUGCCCAUGCAGUGGGACCAGGUUCCAGCCCCAAAGCCACCCUGAGCCCAGCUCUGGAAUCAAAACUGCACGGUCAAGAAGGAAACCACAGAACUCUCUACAACGUUUGACCCUUGUGUUGUUUGUGAAGGUUCUUAACCUGCCCACAAACCCUUGUCCCCUAAACGGCCCCUGGGGCUCCUGCACUAAAGGUGACCAGUGCCGAUCUCCUUCUUAUCCCAGCACCUAUGGAGGCGGUACAGUGGCCUGGGUGACCCCAGUAUUCGUCCAUGGAGCCACGUCCUUCUCACCCUGUGACAUAGCUGUAGAGUUCGAUUUCUUUUUGUUUUGUUUUGUGGGGGCGGGGGCUGUUUUUGUUCGUCUGUUGAUUGUUUCGGUUUGCUCUGUUUUAUGGGCUUUGGUUUCGAUGUUCCAAGGUUCGGUUUGGGUUUUCCAUUUUCUUUGGAGUUUAUUUAUUCGUGCUUCGAACCACAGUCAUAUUAAAAGCUGGUCUUGUGGAAGUGGCCACAUCUGUC